AUGUCUACUAAACUCAAAAAUCUGUCAUCAAACAUGAACCAACAAAUAAAAGAGUAUAUCGAUAAUGCAUGCCAAGCAACUAUGUCAACACUAUUAGAAAAGGUGAAGGAACUAAUAAAAAAUGAAAGUGACAAGAAAACGAAAGGGGAAGAAAAAGACAAGAAAAUGAAAAGAGAAGAAAAAGACAAGAAAAUGAAAGAGGAAGAAAAAGACAAGAACCGAAAGGGGAAGAAAAAGACAAGAAAACAAAAGGGGAAGAAAAAGACAAAAAAACGAAAGGAGAAGAAAAAGACAAGAAAACGAAAGGGGAAGAAAAAAACAAGAAAACGAAAGGAGAAGAAAAAGACAAGAACUGAAAGGAGAAGAAAAAGACAAGAAAACGAAAAGGGAAGAAAAAGACAAGAAAACGAAAAGGGAAGAAAAAGACAAGAAAAUGAAAGAGGAAGAAAAAGACAAGAAAACGAAAGAAGAAGAAAAAGACAAAAACUGAAAGGAGAAGAAAAAGACAAGAAAACGAAAGAGGAAGAAAAAGACAAGAAAAUGAAAGGGGAAGAAAAAGACAAAAAAAACAAAAGGGAAAAAAAAGACAAAAAAAUGAAAAGGAAAGAAAAAAGACAAGAAAACGAAAAGAGAAAAAAAAGACAAGAAAACGAAAGGGGAAGAAAAAGACAAGAACUGAAGGGAACAAAAAAAAGAACCGAAGGGAACGAAGAAAAAGACAAGAAUCAAAGAGAACGAAGAAAAAGACAAGAACCAAAGGAAACGAAGAAAAAGAACCAAAGGGAACAAAGAAAAAGACAAGAACCAAAGAGAACGAAAAAAAAGACAAGAACCGAAAAGAAUGAAGAAAAAGACAAGAACCAAAGAGAACGAAGAAAAAGACAAGAACCGAAGAGAACGAAGAAAAAGAAUCGAAGAGAAUGA
Molecule: messenger RNA, 924 nt
Organism: Racocetra fulgida
Lineage: Eukaryota; Fungi; Glomeromycota; Glomeromycetes; Diversisporales; Gigasporaceae
Source: the annotation of a GenBank genome assembly